AUGAACUAUCGAUUUUCCAUUUCUAGGCAUCCUAACUCAAACUCUGGUAAUAGCCUAUUCUCCUAUAGAAAGCAACGUGAUGAGCACGGCUCUGGAGACCUGCCAGAUUCAUAUUAUCCUCGUUUUUCGGGCUUAACCUCACCAUCAUACGACGAUUUAUUCGAUUGUUCUCCUCGUUUUGGAACUGUCCCUUUUCCGGAUGCUCCGCUGAUGCUCUCGACAGCGGAGACAGCCGAAUCGACGGUAACCACGAGAACUGGGUCUGAUGAGUGGGAAGCCAGACAUUCUGGUUACUGGGAUACAAAUAUGGAAACUCGACAUCUGAAGGGUCUCGGUGCUGACGGAAGUCUCGUCUUCGAUGAUGACCCAUAUCCACGAUGGCAUCGAUAG
Strongylus vulgaris is the source of this 390-nucleotide messenger RNA. The record is from the annotation of a GenBank genome assembly. NCBI's taxonomy places the organism in Eukaryota, Metazoa, Nematoda, Chromadorea, Rhabditida, Strongylidae.